Messenger RNA from Triticum turgidum subsp. durum (durum wheat), 1020 nucleotides. The record is from the annotation of a GenBank genome assembly. NCBI's taxonomy places the organism in Eukaryota, Viridiplantae, Streptophyta, Magnoliopsida, Poales, Poaceae.
AUGCUGAACGGAUUACAACACACAAGUGGGGCGACAUCACCAUUCUCGUUCAAGUUGUUAAGACAGAUUACUGAUAAUUUUUCCGAUGACCGCAUAAUUGGUCAUGGUGCAUAUGGAGUGGUUUACAAGGGAGUAUUGGAUAACGGGGAAAAGAUUGCUGUGAAGAAGCUUAAAUACAUGCCUCCAGAAUACGACAGCGAUAAGCAGUUUGAGAAUGAGUGCACUAACCUCAUGAGAGUCCAACAUCACAAUAUCGUGCGGUUAGUUGGCUACUGUCAUGAAACACGGCGUGAAUAUGUUGAACACGGUGGAAAAUACAUUUUUGCUAGCGAGGACAAACGAGUUCUCUGCUUUGAAUACUUGCUGGGUGGAAGCCUUGACAAACACGUCUCUGACGAGUCAUGCAAACUUGAUUGGAACACGUGUUACAAAAUAAUUAAGGGAGUCUCUGAGGGUUUAAAUCAUCUUCAUAAUGAUUCCAUUUUCCAUUUGGACUUGAAACCAGCGAAUAUAUUGCUGGACAGCAACAUGAUGCCCAAAAUUGGCGAUUUUGGUUUAUCAAGAUUCUUUCCGUCAACAGAAACAUACACCACAACAACAUGUUAUGGAACACUCGGAUACAUACCACCAGAACACAUCAACAACCAUCAAAUCUCGCCAAAAUAUGAUGUAUUCAGUUUGGGUGUUAUAAUUAUACAAAUAAUGGCAGGACGCAAAGGCUACAAUGAUCAUGGAGAUACUACUUCACUCAAAUUCAUUGAGUCUGUAUGUGAGAAGUGGCAAAAAAGGGUACAUGCAACGAUGUGGUCACACAUAUUACAAGAAGUUAAGACAUGCAUCGAAAUAGCUUUAAGCUGUGUGGAAUCUGAUCGGCAGAAAAGGCCUACUAUAAGCCAGAUUGUCAAUGCACUUAAGAGGAUUGAUAUUGAAAAAUUGUCACUUACAUGUGAGGGCCAGAGCAUGCAGGCCUUGGUCCACAACCAAUAUACGACCUCCUCACACUUCUAUGGGGGUCCAUGA